AUGGCGUCGCUGAAGUUGAGGGUGCCUGGCGACAACGUUCCAGUCUUCUCCAUCUAUGCGCCGCACAACGGCAAACCGUACGAAGAGCGAUUCAAUUUCUACUCCGAGCUGUCCAGCUUCCUUUCCUCUGCUAGUGGGAAUGGCCCCAAGGAGACGUUGCUGGCUGUGCAGGCCAUCCCUCACCAAGCGUGGAUCAGCGGACGCACGCUGGGGCUAAUUGACAGCAGGUCAGGGGCGAGGCGCAAUGGCAAUUUGCUUCGUGAGCGAGCUUUGAACACUGAGGUAAAACGGUCCAUCAAGAAAGAUAGGGACCAAUGGCUCACAUCUCUGCUGGAAAAAGGGCCGUGGGACCAAGUCAAAGAUUUACAUAAAGGCGUACAUCACCGACAAGGGCGGCUAAAGAACAUGCUGGGUCGCUUUGUCAGCUCAGAAGACCAGGCAGAGACGCUGGCCGAGUACGUGGAGAAAGUCCAAUGGGCAGUGCGGCCUCUGGAGCCGGUUCUUGCCGACACCUGCCUGGGCCCGGAGCUCGACGUCGAUCUGCGCGACAUAUCCGAGAGUGAGGUCGUGAAAACGGCGGCAAGACUCGAGAUCCGCAGGGCAGCCGGGAGCGACGACCUGCCCCCAGCGGAAUUCUGGAAGCAACCGGUGUUCAACCUAUGA
Molecule: messenger RNA, 663 nt
Organism: Prorocentrum cordatum
Lineage: Eukaryota; Dinophyceae; Prorocentrales; Prorocentraceae
Source: the annotation of a GenBank genome assembly